CACGAGACUGUGACACGUGCGUUCGCGCGACACUGGCCGACCGGGUCUCGAGAAUGCCGCGAAAUUGCGGCUUAAUGAACAGUCGUUUCACCGAGGAGCCGAAGCAAGGGAACGGUUAUUUGCCGCUACCUCGAUAAUCCGUGCAUCUUUUCUUAUUUCGCGCCACUCUUGAAAAUACGUUCAUUCACCGGAAGAUCGUUCAGAUACGCCCACGCUCGUAUUGUUUCGAUGGAAUUUUUACUCGGUAGCGAAGGAUCGUAGCGAGUAUUCGAGAAACACAAAGAACAGUGAUCGUUUCUAUGGAACUAGCUAAAUGAAAAGGAAGUCAGACAGAUAUCGUUAACCUUUUCAUAGUAUAACAUAAGAGAGUUGAACAAGCUGUCAAAUAUAGCAUUAUAAAUUUCACGUUUCAAGCGUUAUUACACGUAAGGCGAUUAUUGAAAUUUAUUGCCCGUGAUAAGUGGAAUGUAUUAAAAUGUAAUUCAUUUUCUGACACGAUCUGACACGAAUUUUUUGUUACUCUAUUACAUUGUCAAAGGAUUAAUUUCGUAAUAUCGAUGAUACGCAGACUUGUAUAUCUAUAGGUAAAAAAUUUUAUUCCAUUCACUCACCUAUAACUUAUUAUAUUCUAUCAGGAUAUCACUGUACCGUAACCGAACAAUCGUCACACGCUAAUUAUCAGUUCCUCGAUUCCAAACUAACGUAAAAAUCUAUAACGAAUUGUAAUCCUUUCUCUGUCACAACCAAACAGAAUUUAGCUUACAGAGAGUUGAAAAAGUUUCACCGCGAUAACGAGUAGACGUAUUUGAACGACCUCCUCGAAACUAGAUCAAAAAUUCCGCGCAAUAUACAUACAUACGUUUGUAAACAAGCUGAUAUUAGUAGAUAGGAGACUCGGUGUCACGACAGUUUGAUCCACGCAAUUACGCAACGCUCGAACGAUAGCAAUUACAAGCAAACGUCUCGACGCGCUUUUACACGAUCCGGCAACGCGUAUACGACAGUGGAAUACGGUAAAACCAUAUCCAUUCCACGUUAUAACGACAGCGAAAAUAUUCGAAUAAAUUCUUUUCUGAAGUAACACGACUAACUCUGUGUAAAAGUAAUUAUCACGCAAUACGUAAAGUCCUCUUUAUCGUGCAAAAGUUAUUACAUAACUCUAAUUUUCGAGUCAAUUCGAUAUGCAUAUCGCGACUUAAAUUUGCAGCAAAGCACAGUGAUCAAACGCAGCGAAUCGAUUACAAAUACCGUCCUUGUUUAAACAAGAUACCCUUCCACCUCCAAAAUUUAUUGUCACAUACACACAUAUGUAUACAUAUAUGGAAUCUUUUUAAGGAAUUUUGCGAUCGCGUUAUACGAAAGCGCGCUAGCAAUUUCCUGAUCGCGUUAUACGAGAUUCUACUGUAUUUGCCCUGGAAUCGAAGUGGAAUGGAGAGGCUGUUGUAUGUCGUAUUCUAUGUUAGAGAACGUAGCAACGGUGAAUUUAGUCUGCAUCAGGCUGCGCUCGAGCAAUCGAGAAGUACAGCGUAACUGUGUAAUCGCGUUCGCGUUCCCCGAAGGGCAAAAUGUUUAACUUGAAACGGCAUGUGUAUCGAGCGUGUGCCAGCUCGGUGCACGCGUGUCACGUGCUUUUCGAGCACCGAAUCCCGUCAGGAGAGAAGUUGCGCGCCACUUGCGCGCUCCAAGCAUAUGUAAAAGAAUAAUGGCCUCGCGUAUGCGUUUUCAAACGUAAAUCAGUUCGGCUGGACUUGCCAGCAACUGUUUCGUAUGGCUCAAAUCUAUGUUCUUGAAACGUUGCUAGAUUCUCCGAAGUCUGUUCCUUCUUCCUCCUUUUCUAUCUCUUUCUUCAUUUGCUUUUUUUCGAGACGAAAACAGACGACAUUGAAAGAACGAUCGACCAGCAACGAUUGACACGAGGAAGAAGGAUCUCGCGUGGGUCGAGAUUCUUUAAGUUUUUAAACACGACGACACGCGCAGUCAGGCGACGCGUCAAAGUCCCCGAUAGCGACGGAAUGUAGGGAGACGUUUAUAAUUAGUCAUGCGAGAGUACACAGAGAGAAAGGAAAGCUAAAGAGAGAUUAUAGCGUAGUCGUGAGUAACGAGAUCACGAGGAUUUUUCAUCGCGACGCACGCCUCUGUGAUUCACUGUCGUAACGAUAGCACGUGUUAUUCUCUUUUCGUUCGGUGAAUAAAAAUCGGCCAGAAGCUGGAAUUUCGGACAACGUCGAAUGGGAGUAUAAAAAUCCGUGGAAACUGGUCGUGAUGCUGAACGAUGUUGCACGGUAUCGUGGGUGUAAUUGGAUGUUUCCGGUCGAACGAAGGAAAAUAACGACGGAGAUGACGUCGUAGUCGAACUGGAACCGUCUCGCGACAGCUCGAAUGACGACCUUUCGGAGUGAAGCAUCUACGAAAGUUGUCCAGAAGGAGAGAUUAUGAUCCUGACUGCAAUAUGACCGACAGAAUUACAUAGUGGCGCGUGGCGUGUCAGACCCGACACGGGACUAGUGCGUUCUCCGCCCUUUUCGCCGAGUAUCAUCGUGUGAUUUGUGUUUCGACGUCGACGCUAUAUAUCGUUGAAGGGGGGGCUUUCUGGAGAGUGGUGUGAUUGGAUUCGUGGAAAAUCCAAGACGCAAACAUGUCGAGACGGCAUCCAAGUCGACUCGACGUAGAAUCAGCUAGUACGGACUGAGUGUAAACGCGUGAAAAAAAGAGGCUACUGGUUAAAAUAAAGAGAGCAAAGACGGUAUAAAAGAAGACGAGAAGAGAGGAGAAGAGGAUAAGAGAAAAGAAAGAAGAGGGUGGAUCGAGAACGUGAGCCGAGGCGCAAAAUGGGAGCAACGAAAUUCGUGUUGGGAAGCGCUAUCCUCGGACUCUUUUGGUGUGGCUUGUUCAAGGGUGCCCUAACCAAUUCGAUGAACAGGUGCGACUAUCCUCCAUGCUUCUGCGAUCCUCACGGCAGGCUGACCUGCGACUGUAAAGAGGAAGGAGAGGAAUUGGUGUUAACCACCGAUGGUGACAAAAGAUUGAGCCCGCACACCAGCAGGAUAGCGGUGAGCAAUUGUUCGUCCGUGAUCCUGAUGAACUCGAGCCUAGCCUCGAUGGUCGGACUCCGUGCGGUUGACCUGAUCAACGUGGCGAACUUAAGCCUAGUCAGACAGAGCUUCGAGCUGUCCCCGCAGAAUACACGCACACGAAUAUCCGUGAGGAACUGCAGCAUCGACACGAUACCGAGUUUCGUCUUUCGAGGUGACGUGGAAGCGAUCAUCUUCGAAAAUGUAAGGAUCGGCCAGCUGAGCGCGUUCUCGUUCGCGAAUCUGGUACACACGGAGAAGCUGAAGCUGGAAAACUGUCGUAUCGAGAGCAUCGAGGCACAAGCGUUCAAGAAGUUCGACGUGGGCCACCUGCACGUGAUCGGUAGUAGCUUCGGGGAUCAGGUGCCCAGUAGGACGAUGAACGAUAUCGAGGUUUACCACACUUUCAUGCUAGACGGUGUGAAAAUGGGUACAGUGAGAAGCGAAGCUUUCAUCGUGAGGAGUCCACGGACUGUGGCGAUACAAAAUUGUAUCGUAGAGAGCUUGGAAAGCGAGGCUUUCGACGUGACCGCGAGGGGGCCGGUGAUAAUCAAGAACAACAGCUUCGACAGCCUCUCGAUAGGUGCUUUUCUCGGUAUACGAGCGGAUCCCGAAGCGAGAACACCACCUUCCUCCCUACCGACCAACCUACACGACCUUAUCUUUAAGAAUAACAGCGUGGUCAACUUCGAGGAGGGCUCGAUGAUGUUCGACCGGAGUAGCUUUCGUCUCGAGCUAGACAACCUCUUGGUCGAUCAACCGUGCGACUGUCAGAUGUUGCCCAUAUGGAAGAACAACAUUCUCAAUUACACGAACGUCUACUCGAGGUUUUACACCAAACAGAACACCGGGCUACCCCGUACGUUAUCGCCUCAGGACGCCAUCAACGAAACGCCCGAAACGUUCCUUUGCUCCGAUGGCGAAGUGAACGGGGUGCCAACGAGUUUCAUCGAAUACGAGACACGACAUUGUUCACUGGGUGGAUCCAUACUAGUCUUCGUCCUGAUCAUCGCGGGCUUACUCGUGCUACUGAUACUGCUCAUCUGUCUGAUCAUCUGGUGCUGCAGAAGGCGUCGUCGAAACAGCAGGAAGAAAUGGACCAGCGUGCCGAUGAACGCACCUGACGUCGUGUCGAAGAAGAACGGGGUGAUCGGCAGAGAAGCGGCCUCGUCGGCCGCACCGGUCGACAGCCGGAUAACGAUGGUCGUGCCCGAUGGCAGGCUCUACAGGGAGACCGAGUUUCACGUGAUCGUUGAGAAGGCCGAACCAUUGACUACCGAAUUGUAACGAGAACCUUCACACGGCUCGACGACGAGGGCCGUGGUAGCUCAAGUCGAAGAAGAAUUCGAGUGGUCCGACACUUCGAGCCGUUUUCGCGUGUACAAGCUGUGAACCGGACCAGGACAAGACGAUGUACUUUAAACCGGUGCUGGUCAACGAUGUGUGACGAACACGUGCACCGGUUUCUCAGUGCGAGUUAAGAGAGUCGUGGAGAGUUUGUGUAACACGCGUAUAGUGAUCGAUGUAUAUGGUGAUCGUUAACGUUCAGGACUAGAGCGGAACUCUUCUAACGAAGAACGCGAUCCAACGCACUUCCUCUAUGAAGGAGGUUCCUCGAAGAAAUUUUUCACGUACUAUUAUCGACAGAGCCGUGUUGCGUCUAAACGAAAAUAGAACGAGAGAUAUCGAUCUCGAAUCUCUCUUGUUUUCAAUUUAAUCGACUAUCCUCCUAGUACAAGGCAGUUCGUAAGCUUCCAUAAUUUACAUAUCACGAACGAACGCCAAUUAUCCAACGCGCCUCACCCUGCUCCCAUUUUUUUUUUCUCUCUUCUUCGUUCUCGUCCUCUUUGAACGCAGUCACGUUCCUCUUCACAAUUAAGAGUUUUUCCUCUCUUCCACGAUCGAGGUCACGUGCAUGGAUAAUCGGCGCGUCGUUGUUAGUUAAGUUUAUCGUGUUAAGUAGCUUCCAAAAGAGGGCCAGUGUCGUUUCGCGAAGAUUGGAACGGAGCUUCGACGAACCGAUACACGCAAGGAAAAAAAAGGCAAAGAGAUAACGAAAGAGAGAGAGAGAGAGAGAGAGAGAGAGAGAGGGAAGCGAGAAAGAAGAACAGGAGACGAGACGAGAAAAGUGUACAAAAGAGAGCGAUCGAAGGCAAAUCCUAAACUCGCUGACUUGUGUAAGAUACGCGAUUGGAUCGACCUUUCGUACUUCGUCGUAUUUAAGUUUAUCGAUCGAUAGCACGCUUGUCGACGCACCGCGUCGCGCGUUGAUCAACGUUUCAAGCGAAUGCAUGCUGUGUGAACCAACAACCGACAAAUUAUCUAACGAUGAUCGCGCGUUCGCUCGGAAACCAGUGCCAUCCCUAUACAGAUGUGAGUUCGUGCAUAAUUCAUUUAAAGACACGUUCGAUCCUCGAAGCAAAAGAGAAAAUACGAAAUAGAAGGUAGCUGAAUAUUCGUAAGUUCGAAACGAACCGAGAACCAAAAUUAUUCACCCUCUUAACGCCCCUCCUGCCAGCCCAAUCACUGUACUACCUACUUCGAUUCUAAUUGCGUUUCUAAUCGCAAUUAUGCUUGUAACACAAUAAAAGAUAUUACCUGACACCCCUUGACAAUACGAAAUAAUGAAUCGAUAUGCGAAUAUAUCUGAUAUUACUAUUAAGCGCAGAGAGAACGAAGAUAGCGUACUAUGAAGUGAGAUAAUCGAAUCUUGUAAUCUACGUUAUCUACACGUCAUAGAUCAACGAAACUUACAUUACGAGAGCUCGUUACAUUAACGAGAAAAUUUUCGUUCCGUUUCGAUGUAACAAACAACGAGCAUAGCUCGAUUCUUCUCAAGUGUUCAAAACCCUUUCUCCCCACCCGAUCCUUGCGUAUUCGUUAAUUUAUUGUAUUAUUUCACUGCGACAUGUUUUAUUUAUGAGCUUUGGACUUAACCAAUAAAUUGUUGUUAUUGUUAUCAUUCCGAUCGGUAUCUAAUUUUGAUAAACGAGCGGCGAGGGACACCCUCGGCGAACCCAAUCGAUUCAUCACGAGGCAAACGAUUCGCGUUUACGAAUUCCCUCGCUAAUCUCGAAAGCGUGCAAGUCCCUGACUAAUACGCGCAUACGUUCAACGUAAAACCACAACCGACUGUCGCGCUUAAGUAUCGUUCCACGCUCCUCGAGCUACCGCUUCCAGUGUGAUUAAUAGACCCGAUAUAAUUCGUCGUCCUCUCUAUUUCAUCAAGGUAAGCACCGGUGGUAUUUUACUCGUCGAAGAUGAGAGCACGUGAAGCAGGUACGAGGUGAAAGGUAGCCUUUGGAAUUCGAAAAACGAAGAAACGCCGCGGUAUACCUAUUACGUUGAACGAGAACGACUCGUAAAAGACGAUUCGUUCGAUGUUGAAAUGGACCGUUUUGCGUUUUAAAGUACAAUGCCGAAGUAGUACCGUAAGCGGAGUUCUGUGGCAUCGCGUGUGCAGCUAUCUCGCGCACGUGUUAGCCAUGCAUUAUUGAUAUCGCCACCACUUGCUCCACACGUAACGACUCUUGCAGCGUUGUUUCUUUUUAUCCUCGAGCGUCGAGCAAAAAUUGGUUCUCUCUGAGUUUCUCGAGAUUAUUCAGCGACCUUCCCGUCGUUACCUUGAGCUUCGUCCAAGCACGCCCAAUUAGAGAUCGCGCGCGAAGAAGUAGCGCAAGUCCAAUGGAAGCUGGACUCAACUACCAGCUCUAUAUGUAUUCACGCGUAUAAAUCCACGAGCGCACGCGCGAAUAUACAAGUACAAUUAUCGUACUUUGAUGAAAGAUUAAGUUUUUCUAAGGACAUUUUAGUUGUAAUUAUCGUGAGACUGUGAUAUAACGACAGCCGAUUGUAUAAUUUGUUUUACAUUGACAAGGACGUCGUACCAUCGAUAACGAGGAGAUAAUAAAGAUGAAGUUGAUGCAUA
This is a messenger RNA of Bombus huntii, 6999 nucleotides long. RefSeq lists its product as uncharacterized. The coding region runs from base 2829 to 4358 and encodes 509 amino acids. The transcript has 3 exons. The record is from RefSeq and is a predicted model, not a curated record. Lineage: Eukaryota; Metazoa; Arthropoda; Insecta; Hymenoptera; Apidae.